Messenger RNA from Nematocida major, 1149 nucleotides. RefSeq lists its product as uncharacterized. Bases 1 to 1149 code for a protein of 382 amino acids. The record is from RefSeq and is a predicted model, not a curated record. The transcript has a single exon. NCBI's taxonomy places the organism in Eukaryota, Fungi, Microsporidia.
AUGAACGGCAAGCGUGCGGGAGAAAGCAAGGAAAAAGCCAAAAACGAGGGCGAAUUUGGCGCAUCUGCAGAGUGUGCGGGGAUGGGCCCAGAGGAGAGAAGCGAGUACUUGGAGGGAAAAUUGUACGUUCUCGCGCGAAAUGCAGAGAGAAGCGAGCGCGAGUGGAGGAGCGAGCGGGAGAGGCUUCGGAGCGAGCGUGCGGAAAUGGCCUGCCGGAUGGAGGCUAUGAAGAAGGAGGUUUUGCAGGCGAAGGAGGAGCUUCGCGAGGCGCGCGCUGAAAAUCGAGUGAAGAGGCUCCGGGAAAAAGCAAGCUCUGAUGUGCCUGCCGCGGGGGAGGGCGCAGUUUUCCAAAGCGACGGGGUGAAAGAAAAAGCGAGUGAAAAGGGCCUGCCCGCCGAGAAAGCACCAAAUGGCCAGUUUGGCGCGAGUUCGCCAAGUGCCGAGCUUGCGCCUUUGAAAACGCUGAAUGAGAAGCCAUCGCUGCAUCCCAUCCCGGGCGCUGGAAACAUGCGGGACUCGAAGCAUCUUCCAAUUGAGUGGAUUCUCUCGCAUCUGAAGGGCGAGGUUCUUUUCGACCUUUCAGAGCUCACCCGCGAGAAGCUGAAAACCUUUGGAAGAUUUUUCAAGCGGGAGUUUGACUCGCUGUACAGCAAAAGAGCUGUCAUCUCUGAGAUUGAUGUUUCCGUGAAGUCGACGAAACAUCUUGUUAAGUCGCUUCUCUACUUGUCGGACAGGCCGGAGAUAGUCACACACUUUCUGCCGUAUGUGUUCAUGCAGCACAUUCUGCCGGAUGGAAGACUUUUCAUCAAGGAGAUCGUGCACAUUUUGUACCGGGUUGGCUUGGCGCCUUUUCUGCAGGCGCAGGAAACAGUCCAGGAAAUGGCGAAGUUCUUCGCGGCGUGCAGCGACUCUGUGGAGCUGAUGCACUUUCUGGAAACGCUUUCUAGAACGAGCCCCAGAGCUGUGGCUCGCGUCGUGUCUCAGGAGUACAUGCUGCGCCUCAGCGAGACGCAUGGCGAGGCCGCAUUGCGUAUUUUCAAGGCUUUGGAAGGAUGUGGCGCGUAUGCUCAGAGCGCGCACGAGGCCAUUCACUUGCACCGAGGAAGAGUGUACGUGUCGCCGGACGAGAGCAUGCACUUUUUCAUGUAA